AUGCAUGGAAUUGUACUACUGCAACUUCCUGGCCAUACUACAAAUCGGUUACAGCCAUUAGACGUAAGCUUUUUUAAACCUAUGGAAUUCUAUUUUUCUCAAGGUAUUGAAACAUUUUUGAGAAGCAAUCCUGGUAACACUGUUACUCAAUAUAACAUGACUGGAUUGCUCUCUGAUGCCUAUGCAAAAACUGCAUCAAUAAGCAACAUAAUGGGUGGUUUUAAAAGAACUGGAAUAUGGCCGGUUGGCCGUACUGUAUUUUCUGAUGCAGAUUUUAUCGCUGCUAGCGCCUUGCUUGAAAAUGAUUCAGAAACAGCAAGGGAGGAUUUAGGGGCAAUAAAACCACGUGAAACGACUAUUGAGCCUGAAGACGAAGCUACUGAGCGACCAGUUAAAAGUAAUAGUACUGAACUAAACAACAAUUGCAACUCAACAGAUCUGAAUACCUCCAUUGAAGAAAUUUAUCCUUUACCUGAGAAUAAAGGUAAUGCUAAGAAAAGAAAAUUGUCUCAACCAGCCGUCAUUUUAAGCAGUACGCCCUAUAAAGAUGAAUUGGAGAGCAAGCGUAUUCAAAGGCAGAACUCAAUUAAAAAAGUAAAGAAAAAUCUCGGGCUUUCUUCUACUUCCCUUUUCGAAGCACGUGACGACCAAUCUUCCACUUCAAAAUCUGAUGUAGUAAAUGCUCAAAUUGAAUAUGAUACUACUGAAUGGUACUGCCAUAUAUGUGAAGAGAACAUUAUUGAGGAUAUGGUGAAAUGUAUGAAAUGUGAGAAAUGGGCCCACACAUCAUGUGCAGGAACUAAAAAGCAAAUAAAAAAAUAUGUGUGUGAGAACUGUAAAUAA
This is a messenger RNA of Acanthoscelides obtectus, 843 nucleotides long. NCBI's taxonomy places the organism in Eukaryota, Metazoa, Arthropoda, Insecta, Coleoptera, Chrysomelidae. The record is from the annotation of a GenBank genome assembly.